CAAACUUGCAAGGAGGGAAAAGGUCCAUCCACAAACCAGAAUGCCUCGUCUUUCCACUCUCUAUCUGCUCGCUUACAACUCUCUUCAGGCUAUUGGAUGGACCUUUUCCCUCCUUGCAAUUUUGAUCAAUCUUCUGUCCACGCGCUCUGUCGCUGGAACCUAUGCUUCUUCCGGCAAGCUAAUAAGUUUGCUGCAAUGCACUGCAGUAUUGGAAGUCAUACACGGAGCCAUUGGCAUUGUGCCAAGCGGAGUACUACUCACUCUAAUGCAAUGGGGAGGACGGGUCCACUUUCUGUUGGCCGUUGUUGAUAAAGUUCAUGAGGUUCAGGGGUCACCGUCAGUCUUUAUCACUCUCCUUGCAUGGAGCAUAAGUGAGGUAAUUAGAUAUUCACAUUAUGCUUUCAACUGCAUCGGAAGUUGUCCUCCUUGGAUCACCUAUCUCAGGUAUACUGGCUUUAUUGUGCUGUAUCCCUUAGGGAUUGGUCCUGGUGAAAGUGAGUCCUUAUCUACCUUUCCAUGCUUUUAUCUUUUGUUUCCCUAUGAAUUUGCAAUUCAUAUUGGCAUUGCUACUCAUUCAUUCCUUUAUUUUCCAUUGACAUCAUUCAGCAUGUUUUGUAUAAACUAGUACAACUGAUCAAUCUACGAUGCAGUGUGGCUAAUGUAUCAAGCACUUCCUAUUAUUGAGAAGAGGAACCUCUAUGCAGAUGCCUUUUCAGGUCUCCCAUUCAGUUAUUAUGAUUUCCUCAGGGUUGUAAUUGCAAUUUAUCCAUUCCUCUGGUUGAAGCUUUAUCUGCAUUUGUUCAAGCAAAGGAAAGCAAAACUCCGAAAAAACCAUGAGAAGAAAAGAACAUGAAGAGCAGAGCUCUUGGUUUUAUAAUUUGUUGACAACCUCACGAGUUAUUGAGCUUGUGCGCUUUUUCUUGGGUGAUAUGAGCUCUGCGUCUCGAUGAAGCGUUUUGUUUGAAAGCUGAGUGUCUCAGAAUGUGGCACUUGUUAAGUGAUCAUUGGACUGGAUUUUAACGCAAACUAAUGGCAUAGUCACGUGUUAUUCAGGAUUUCGGAUUACCAUCGCAGUUACUAUUCAUAAAAUUACUGCCUGUGA
Messenger RNA from Neltuma alba, 1102 nucleotides. Its product is annotated as very-long-chain (3R)-3-hydroxyacyl-CoA dehydratase 2. Gene Ontology annotation, biological process: very long-chain fatty acid biosynthetic process; fatty acid elongation; sphingolipid biosynthetic process. The record is from RefSeq and is a predicted model, not a curated record. The coding region runs from base 41 to 625 and encodes 194 amino acids. Gene Ontology annotation, cellular component: endoplasmic reticulum membrane. The transcript has 12 exons. Lineage: Eukaryota; Viridiplantae; Streptophyta; Magnoliopsida; Fabales; Fabaceae. Gene Ontology annotation, molecular function: 3-hydroxyacyl-CoA dehydratase activity.